Molecule: messenger RNA, 1541 nt
Organism: Prosopis cineraria
Lineage: Eukaryota; Viridiplantae; Streptophyta; Magnoliopsida; Fabales; Fabaceae
Exons: 6
Coding region: 817-1230 (137 amino acids)
Source: RefSeq, a predicted model, not a curated record
ACGGACUGCUCUCGCUUCUCGGCUCUCCUCCCCCUCUCGGUCUCAACAACGGAUCAGUAACAGGGUGCUCUCCUCCCCUAAUCGACUUGGCGACCAGCUAACCCACUUAACUCGAACCUCCAUUGCUUUCCUACUUGGUGAAUCGGUCAAAAAAUUGAAAAAAGUGAUGAGCGCGACGGUUUGGCCUGUUCGAAAUUUUAUUGCUUGUUUUUCGAGUUUCCGACGUCAAAACGACAUCGUUUUGAUCUUUUUUUAUUAAAUUUUUAUAAUCCUAAAAUUCUAAACGUUGCCAGUUGCCCUAGGGCCGCUAGCACUAGCAGUCGAACGCGAACGGUCUCCGUCUCCCCUGCCGAUCAACUCCAUCACUCAAUCACUCGUCCCUCUCCCUCUCCCUCUCCCCUGCCAAACGCCUCUCGCUCUGAUUCUCUUCUUCCUUCUUCAGUCGACUGAACGCAUCUCUGAGGCCCGAGCUCGCCCCCCCGUCAGCCACGUUCGCGACUGCUUUCCACUCUCCAGGUUGAACUGUUGAAGUCGGCUGCUUGGCUCGGCACCUGCGUCGAACUCCGAGGGCGAGAAGUGACCUUCAAAUUGCAAAGAUUCGCAUCUCUUUUACUAUAAGACACAUUUUCAUUACAUGAGUGGUGGAUCCUUCUCUCUUCGUCAAUGAAUUAGCAUUCCACACUCCCUCAGACGCAGUCCAUCGUUGUCUGCCCUGCGUGGUUGUUGUUGGGCAAGCGGUGAAGAAGGUUCAAACCCUAGGCUUUUUCUAUUUCCAAAAUCUGCGACUUUUGUUGAUUACAGUCCAAAGAAGUUGAGAUGAGUGUUACAGAGCCUUUGAAGAAGGGUUCUCUUCCCCAAAUUGUUAAGUUGGACAAGGCAUUGAAACUGGCUGAAGUAUGGAUAAAUAACAUGAGCAAAGUUGAAGAUGAUGAACCAACAGAUGCUGACAAAGAGGGUCGACCUCCUAGGCUUGGCCUUGGUGCAAAAGUUUUUCGCCAAUCAAAAGUGGGGCCAUCAGAUGACCCUGUAGAGCGGAAAUUAUAUGCCAAGUUGGAUGCUAGAAAAAGAAAAGCUGCUCAAAUGGAAGAGGAGUCUAGAUCAUCUCAAAGAGAUGGUGUUGAAGAUGAUGAAGACGAUGCUGGCGAAGAUAGCAGAACUAGCUCGUUUAUUAAAAAGGCAGCACCACGACCUUUGCCCUCAACGAUACUAGGAAAUAAGAAGAGGAAGUAACGUAACAUUUUCGUAGUUGUUCCAUACUAACUGUGAUGGCUGGAUAACUUAUUAACUACAUUUGGCUUGAUGGCUUCCACCUCACACCUUACGUUGCGUAAGUCCGUAGGUAUUUUUUUUGGGUAACGAUAUUUUAUGUAAUUUAGUUAUGUAGUUAAUGAGAUUAAUAGCUGAUUACAAUUUUGUGUUGAUUUAACUGAUGCAUACAUUAUGUUCGUCUAUAUGUUGUUGCAAUUCCUCAAGUUGAAUGUACAUCUACACAUUCUGGCUCCAAAAAAAAAACAAGAGUAUACAUCUGCACACAUUUUUUA